GUUUGAAAAAUUCAUAAUUUGUGAUAAAUAUAAGGUGUAAAAUCAUAAAAAUAAUAUAGCUUUAAAUUAAAAAAUAUAUAUAUUUAUAAACCCUAAUAAUACACUGUUCGUACACGAUAUUAGACAUUCUUGGUUUUGUUUAACGUUAAUAAUUAGUUUCCUUUUAUUUCUAUCGCUCGUAGAUGACUUUUCUAAUCAACAAACUUCUUCAUAAUAUUAUUACGUCAAAGACAAUCUGCAAAGAAAUACUGGCCAAUAUAGCUUUUUGUUACAUAUAUAAAGUACUAGUUUACAUGUACACGUACGAUGAUUAACUAAUUCAUUGAACCAAUUUUCGGGGGCUAAAUACUUAAGUCAUUGAACAUAAUAAUGAUUACUUGUGUUAUACUUCACUUAAUAAACUGUUUUCAAUUUUCAAAGGUAGUGGUAUAUCAUGCGCAAACUUCACUAAUCAUUUUGAUUAUUUUUUGUGAUUAAUUUGCCUUACUCUACUGUGACUUGAUUUUGUUUCUUUCCUUUUAUCAAUUCUUAGAUGAGGAAACUUGGGCCAACAAGCGUCGUAUUCAUAAGAUCAAUCAAUAAAACUUCACUAGUCAUUUCUUAUAAAAUAUAUUUUCGAGCAAAUAAAGUACUUGCACCGUUGACAGAAAAAUAAAUUAAAAUUGAGCAAAAAUAAAAUAUAUAUUUUUCAACCUGAGUCACUGGUUUUUGGUGGUUGCGGACCCCUUAAAUAUUAAAUUAAUUGUCGAGUGUGCAAAAAAAUUAUUAUAGCAAAGAUUAUUCUUGAUCUUUAUUCUAUCAUGUGAAUGAGGUGAACAAAAAAAACCAAUUUUCUCCAUGUAACAAGGCGGCUCACAUUAUUACGGUAGUGGUGACAGCUAGAAACUUCAAAGAAUCUCCUUUUAAGCCAUAAUAAAUAAACAAAAAUAAUGUGAAAGGAUUUUCCAACUAAUUAGGUUUGUCUCCUUUUGUCAAAAAAAAAAAAAAAAAGUUUGUCUUCAUUUAUUUGAAGUUUGUUAGAAUGUAGAAAAUCAUCUAAAAUUAGAAUAUAGUUCGUGGUAAGAAAUAUGAGGUUCUAUCUCAAAAUUAAUUAGUGUUGAGUGGAAUAACUCAUGCUCUUAUGUAUUGUUAAAUGUACCCACACACUUUUCAUGUAUGAUAUUUUUCUCUAAUACCUUCCUAAAGAUGGUGGCUAUUUUUGCUCACCAAUUUUGGACGGCUCGAUCACAAGUGUCUGUUUGACUAUUUUUGGCUCACUAUCCCCAAAUCACAAGUGGCUAUUUUGACUCUCUUUUUUGACUGAUUUUGGAUUUGGAUCGGAUACAUACUCAUUAGAGUUUUUUUUGUCUCUUGAUACUAUGUUAGAAUUGGAAAGUGGUCUAGAAGUAGAAUGAGGUAUAUAGUAAGAAGCAUAAAAUUACAUCUCAAAACAAAUUGGUGACGAGUGGAGUAACCAUGCUCUUAUAUAUUAUUGAAUCUACUUGUAUAUUUUUCUCUAACAAAGUUCCAUUAUUUUUGCCCAUUACGUAUACAAUCACAAAGGUCAACAUUGGUAAAUUUGGUAAAAGUACCCCAUGGAAUGAAACUGUAGGACUCCCUAUAUAAAUAGAGAAUUAAUAACGGAGACUUCAUCUAAACUCAAAAGAAACUAAAUUCAAGGAUUUUCAUUUCACAUAUCAAAUAAAGCACCCCUAUAUAUCUAACAAUUCCCUGUAAAUUAAAGCUUUUCCUUCGUCUUUCUUUGCCUUUCCUUUUAUCUUUCAAUUAAAAGCAACAUAUAAGAAAAAAUGGAUGAAAUUCAUGAAAACCAGAAGCUCCAAUCAUGUGAUUAUGGUGAUCGUUAUGCAAUUGUUGCAAAGUCUAACAAUAAGUACCAAUAUUUGUUGAGAAGAACUUUGCAGAUUGUAGUAUCAGUCUCUAUUUUGUCUUUAUUCUAUGGCUAUUUCAUUGGCGUUUCAUUCUUUCCUCAUUCGUUCAGUGUCUACUUCUCUACUUUCCUUUUCUCAUUGUUCACUCGCACCCUUGAAAGAAAGUACAUGUUCCUUAUUUGCAACGGAAUCCUUGCUUUUCUCGCCAAAACAUCUGUUUCAGGCGAUUACAUCUCCUCUCAUUCUGACCAAACAACACUUCCACCGACUCAUCAAUCAUCUACUGUUACGACAAAAGCAGCAGCUGUCGUUGAAGAUCAUGAUCAAGUGGAGUCUUCAACCGACGAUGUCGUUUUCGAGGAAGAUGGAGAAGAAACGACGGCACAAAAUGAACAAGUAGUUGUCCCUCAUCAACGACAGCGAGCUGAUCUUGUUGAUGAUCAACAAGUAAAAAGUGAUAAUGAUCAUAAUAAGGAAAUUCCGAGUCUGAUGAAUAGUACUACUUCAUUUAAUGAUGAGAAUAACAUUGACAAGGAUGAUGAUGAUGAUGAUCAAGGAAAUGGUGGUGGCAGCGACUACUUUUUGAGUAAGCAAGAAGCGAAUAAUUAUGAUGAAGAGUUGAUAAGUACGGAUGAACUGAACAAAAAGAUAGAAGAGUUCAUCAGGAAAAUGAAGGAGGAAAUCAGGGUUGAAGCUCAGCAACAACCAAUAGCCGUUUAAUUUAUAAGGUUGUAAAUUUACUAAGAGAAAUAAUAUUAUAUCUGCAUGCACUGGUACGUGUUCUUCAGUCUUAUAAAUUUAGUUAGUGUCAAUAUUCUCUACUUCUUUCUCUUUAAUUCGAUUAGUGUUUUGAGGAUGUUAUAUGUAAGGAUCUCCUGCUUCAAUGAACUGCAUGUAUCACAAAUAUGAUAAAUCAAUUUCUCAGGAUGUUAUUUAGUUCAA
Messenger RNA from Humulus lupulus (European hop), 2810 nucleotides. RefSeq lists its product as uncharacterized. The coding region runs from base 1788 to 2588 and encodes 266 amino acids. Lineage: Eukaryota; Viridiplantae; Streptophyta; Magnoliopsida; Rosales; Cannabaceae. The transcript has a single exon. The record is from RefSeq and is a predicted model, not a curated record.